Messenger RNA from Linnemannia hyalina, 939 nucleotides. The record is from the annotation of a GenBank genome assembly. Lineage: Eukaryota; Fungi; Mortierellomycota; Mortierellomycetes; Mortierellales; Mortierellaceae.
AUGCUUUCAACAAUCCGCGCCUCAUCAUCAUCCGCCGCCCGCCGCGCAGCCUUUACAUCCACCACCACCGCCGUCGCCGGUCGUCGCCUCUUUUCCAACAGUGCCAUCAGAGCCGCCGCCGCCAAUGAGACUUCAUCAGCACCCGUCAAGAAGGCGGGUGGCUCGAGCUGGUUGACCAUGACUGGGUUGACUAUCCUUGCCGCCACCUCUGGAUACUACCUCUUCAGCCCCGUCGAUGCUAAGCCUGUCGCUGCCAAGAAGGAGGCUCCCGUCACUGUUGCUGCCAAGAAGGAACAGGCCGCCCCCAAGCCCGUUGUCAAGACACCUGAGAUCAUUGCUGCCGAGAACAAAGCCGCCCUCAAGGACACCACUGUCAUCUUCGUCCUCGGUGGUCCCGGUGCUGGAAAGGGAACUCAGUGUGCCAACUUGGUCCGUGAUUUCGGAUUCGUUCACUUGUCUGCCGGCGACCUCCUCCGCGAGGAGCAGCAGCGCCCCGGAUCGCAGUACGGCGAGCUGAUCAAGACCUACAUCCGUGAGGGCAAGAUCGUCCCCAUGGAGGUCACCAUUGCUCUCCUCGAGAACGCCAUGCUCGCCUCGGGCCAGAAGCGUUUCUUGAUCGACGGUUUCCCCCGCAAGAUGGACCAGGCCUUGAAGUUUGAGGAGCAGGUCGUCCCAAGCAAGUUCACAUUGUACUUUGAAUGCCCCGAAGAAGUCAUGUUGAGGCGUCUGAUGAAGCGCGGCGAGACGAGCGGCCGCGCCGACGACAACAUCGAGUCCAUCAAGAAGCGCUUCCGCGUCUUCACCGAGACUUCUUACCCCGUCAUCGAGCACUACAAAAAGGACGGCAAGGUCCACACCGUUUCUUGUGUUGACGCCCCCGAUGCUGUCUAUGCCAACGUCAAGAACAUCUUUACCAACCUCUUCAAGGACCAGAAGUAA